CUGCACCCCGCCUGCUCUCUUGCUUGGGCGGAGGGGCUAGUGGUUUUCUGCUAGCAGGGUGCUGUACCUGUUAUUCCUUUAAAGCAAACCGAAAACCUGCCACAUGUGAAAUCUGGAAGCCGGAAGAUUGCUCUGAGGUCGGAGAGGAGGAAGCGCAGCGGCGAUGUGAAAAUGGCACGGGAGAUGGGGGCGAGGCAGAUGCUGCAGCGCUGAGCGUGCAGCUCCUCCGAUUUAUUUCGCAUCCUCCUCCUCCUCCUCCUCGGAACCAAGUCUUUUGGUGCGGGGAUAGACGAGUCUGUCACAAUUGGGCCUGAGCGGUGGCAACAGCAGGCCUGGAUCCGGUCCGGAUGGAGGAUAGAUGCGGAUGGUGUGGAGCCAGUUAUUUCGUUCCCAAUGGCGUUUUAUAGGAUUACACACACAUGAAGGUGGUGGAUGGAUGGAGGGACCCUGAGUGAGAAACUGGAAAAAGAAACGAAAGCUCCCAGGAUGCGUCCAGUCCAGAAGUCCUUGUGUGUGCUGAUGGUGCUGAUGGCAUCCCUGGCUUUUCUCUAUCUUCAUGUCUGGUCACCGAAGCCCUACAGUACGGUGGACCUGCGACACCGGCCAGGCCGAACGCCAGAGCAACUGUUGAGUGACCAUCUGCUGGUGCCUGAGAAGAAAUAUGCACACAUUGCUUUCCGGAUUAAGGAGGAGAUCCUGGAGCUCCUUCCAAAGAACUCCUGCAAGUGUGAGGUGGAACCUAGUAUGAACUUCCCACUUCAGAAACAGCUCUUUGGUCACAUCUAUUCUCUGGAAUUCGCAAACGCCUUCAAUCCUUCCGAACUGCCAGAGAUAAACAGCAGGCGAAAACAGGAGUACCGCAGUUACCAGCAAAGGUCCCACUCUCCAUCUGACCAGCUCCUCAUUGUCCGAGCCAACUCACCUCUAGAGUAUCCGGCCCAAGGGGUGGAAGUUCGGCCCCUCCGGACCAUCCUCAUCCCAGGUCUGAGUCUACAAGCAGCUGAAAGAGCUCUGUACCAGGUCAACUUGACAGCUACUAUGGGCACUUUCGAUGUGGCUGCAGAAGUGGAAGGGGUCAAAGUGGAAGGGGAGGGGGGCAUGCAACUCAUCAUGUCAGGAUCCCAACUGGACAACCUCAAUCGGCAAAUGCAGUUUGUCACCUACACCAACACACUCUUCCAUCCCAACACAGCAGAUACAGUGCAGUUUUCUACCGAUGAGCACCAUGCAUCUUUCAUCAUCCGCAUCCGCCAUGCGCCUACGCCCAAGCUCUACAAUCCAGGACCCUCCAGUAGAGGAGCAAGUGGCGAAUACGACAUCAGUGCCCUGGUCACCAUAGCAACGAAGACCUUUUUGCGCUAUGACAAGCUGCGAACACUGAUCAGCAGCAUCCGCAAGUUUUAUCCCACCGUCACCAUCAUCAUUGCUGAUGACAGCGAGACCCCUGAACAUGUGCAGGGACCCCACAUUGAACAGUACUUUAUGCCCUUUGGCAAGGGCUGGUUUGCCGGCAGAAACCUUGCCAUUUCCCAAGUGACCACAAAAUAUGUUCUGUGGGUGGAUGAUGAUUUCAUCUUCACACAUCGCACCAAAGUGGAGAAGCUGGUAGAUGUCCUUGAGAAAACUACCCUGGAUCUGGUGGGUGGAGCAGUGCGAGAGAUCACCACCUACACCACCACAUACCGCCAGCAGAUCAGCGUGCAAGCUGGUGGUGAAGAUGGAGAUUGUCUGCACAUCCGCCAGGGUUACCAUCACGUCAUUGAAGGUUUUCCUGACUGCGUGGUUACUGAUGGUGUGAUCAACUUCUUCCUGGCACGCACCGAGAAGGUUCUGCAGGUUGGCUUUGACCCUCGCCUCAGUCGUGUUGCCCACCUCGAAUUCUUCAUUGAUGGCCUGGGUAUUCUGCAUGUCGGUUCCUGUUCUGAUGUGGUGGUGGACCACGCCUCAAAGAUUAAGCUGCCAUGGCUAAAGACAGACAGUGAGAAGCAGUAUGCCAAAUUCCGCUAUCCCAACUCAAGUGGCAACAGCCUGACCACCAAACAGAGCUUCUUUUACUUCAAGAAUCGUUUCAAAUGCAUGACCGGCAACUAGUCUCUGGUGCUAAUGAGUUUAGCUUCACCCCUGACAACUGGCUUUGUCCUCAGGCAAUUGGGUUUACCAAUCUCAGGCAGCCUGCUCUGGCAAUUGGCCAGAGCCCCAGGCAAAUGGCCUUGUCUGUCAGCUAGCCAAACCCCCAGAACUCAGGGUGGCCUCAGCAGCCUCAGGCUUAAAGAGUAGUUGGGGAAAUGGGCAGCCAUGACCACUUUUUUAAAAAAGAAAAAAUGUCUUUUCUAGCAGGAUGGAGAGACUGUGCUAUUGCUUGAUUCUGAGCCUUGGUGGUCAGGAGGAUGUGACCUGUUCCUGUGCUUGUUUUGCCCUGUUACGUCUCUGAACUGGAAAAUCUUGGAUGGGGUGUGAUACUUGAGAGCACUGGAAGUUAACUUUCUUUCCUAGUUGGAAGCAACUACAAUUUUUUCUGGGCUUCCCCCUGCAUCUCGCCACACACAGACACAAUACUUUAUCCAGUGCCACAACUUUUUGUGCCAAGUCUUUACAUCUGUGCUCCCUUCUUCCCAAUUCCUUUCCCUCACGCAUCCUCAAGCUGGAGCCAUCCUGGGACAUUUUGAAGUGCCAAAGACUACAGUGAUGGAAAGCAACCACCAGGGGGAAGCUUUGAGGUAUAAAUUGCUGCAAAGCAACAGAAAAGGAGGACAGCAGGGGCCAUAAAACAGCACACUCAAAACUCCAGACAAGUUCAGGUUUGUCCACUCCUGCAGAAGAAGUGGCCUGUGUUCAUAGACAGUGGGGUGGGAGCUGGGAGCUGAUUUUCUAAUGUGGCAGGAUUUUUAUAUGCUGAAGAAGGCAGACUUGUGUACAACAGACUGCAAUGUUUUUAUUUCAAACAAAAUCCAUUUGACAUGUCUUCCCCCCCAUAUCCCUGAACCCUGCUUCCUUUUGCCUUCUUGGUCCCAACUGUGUAAUCGGUAUUACUGUUCUUCCUACAGCUGCUGUUUGUUUUUGGGGGUGUGAAAUGCUUAUGAAGCAGAGCUGGGUUUAGUUUCUCCUGCAUAUUUAGUUCCAAUGCAUGGGAUUGGUCCUACAGCAAGUAGGCAGCAGCCAUUAAGACCACUCUGUUAUAUGACACGCUUUCCCCACCCCAUUCCCCAUAUGAUGUGCACUCCUUCCUGGCAGCCUGGCUACGAAGUGCUCAUGUGCAACUGACUGCAGAGGUGUUGAGACAGAGAGGCAAUCAUAGCACUAGCCAAUCAGCUCUAGGCACUGAAGCACUUCUGCAGCAGGGAGAGUGAUGCUGAGGGGUCAGAUACGGAAAUUGCAAGAGUCAAUGUGGUUGGAGCAGGACUGAUGAUCACUGCCCUUUAGCUGUGAAGUUCAAAUAUAUUUGUUGUACUACCAUAGCGCCCCCUUCCUCCAAACUCUCUCUCUCUCCAUGACCUAAAGGUUCCCUCUGGUCAUGUCAAUAGACCCAGAGCAAAUGGCUCUUCUUCAGAAGGGGGAACAUGUUGCUUUCCUGAGAGUGUUCUUGUGCUUUUCUGCCACAACCAUCAGAUAAGCAAAUGCCUCAGUAGGUAAAGAAUUGAUGCUUCGUUUUUUCCUUCUACCUACCUUCCCCCUCCAGCCUAACCCUCUUGCUUUUUAUAGGGUUGCUUCUUGUUCCAGGAUGAUGCAUUAUGUCUGAGUUGCUAGAUCACAGUUUCAAAAAGAUUGGUAUAGAACUGGGUCUCAAAUAAGGCAUUUGCUAGAUUGGUCAGUUGGCUGUAACAGAGGCUGCUGAAGUCCCAUUCAAAACUGAAGUAAGCCCUGUUGAGCAUAGUGGGACUUACAGCACAAUUGUUGACUCAGAAGCAAGUCUCUCAUCUUUGUUUAUCCAUUCAGCAGAAUCACAUGCUAAAAGGUAAGGCACUGAAUCUUUCACUUGCUCUCCCUAUGUAAAGUAGGGCAGGUGAAGCCCCUUUAGUUUUAGCCUACAUAUUGAUAUGUAAAUAAGAUGGGUCCUCUCUCUUGCUGUCAUGCCACUUUAUUUAUUUAUUUAUUUAUUAAGCGAGGGAGUGAUUCAACCCCUACAGAUUCCCCCACCCCACAACACUUUCAAAUACAGCAAGAGUUAUUUUCAAAAUGUUGACAUAUUGAUUUGGAACUAUUACUGGAAAGCUUACAGCCUGUUACUAAUUCAGCCUAAACAAGCAAAUGCUUAGUUUGGUACACACGGUAUGAAUCCAGAUCAUGAUACUAGGCUGAAGAGUCAACUAUACUGAUGUGAAGGAGAAUUAAAACUAAAAGCAGAAACCCUCCUCAGUGAGGGAAGCUGCCCAGGAGGUGAACAUCACCCCCAUUUCUGACUUUCUCCCAACAGCCCUGCAGUGUUGCCUUACUGCCCAACCACAUGAGGAGGGAAAGGCAGUUUAUCAGUCUUUAGGGUAUAGAUUUGGCAAGCAAGUUCUUCAGUGGCAGCGGGGUGUGUGUUAGCCUUUGCAUGAAAUAAUAUCUUUCAACCUCCCCAUCCUCCUGUCCUGUUUGCAUCCAGCCAGCCGUGGGGGCUGCUGCAGCUAUACUGAGACCUCUCACUCCAGGCUGCACAGCCCUUUCGCUCACAUUGAGUAGAAGUCCACUAACGUUUGCUCAGAGUAGACUCACUGAAGUUAAAGAACAUGAUGAAGUUAGGUCCAUUAAUUUCCAUGGGUGUACUCUUGAGUAAAACAUAGCUGGAUGCCACCUGCUGUUUUGCGGCUGCUCCGUUCCUUUCAUCUUACGAGCUUACUGUCCCUUUCCUGCUGGCAAUGACUUUACCUGUGAUUACUUCAAACGUUUUUUUCCUGUAUAAAGGAAACAAUUUGGGGAAGGGAAUAAAGGUUUUUUUGUGUUGGUUUUUUCAACAAAAAAAAUA
Molecule: messenger RNA, 4942 nt
Organism: Podarcis raffonei (Aeolian wall lizard)
Lineage: Eukaryota; Metazoa; Chordata; Lepidosauria; Squamata; Lacertidae
Gene: B4GALNT1
Product: beta-1,4-N-acetyl-galactosaminyltransferase 1
Exons: 13
Coding region: 433-2091 (552 amino acids)
Biological process (GO): ganglioside biosynthetic process
Cellular component (GO): Golgi membrane
Molecular function (GO): hexosyltransferase activity
Source: RefSeq, a predicted model, not a curated record